ACAAUUGUGAAGUUUUCAGUCUUGCUCUGUGCUGGCUAAGGAACUGUGCUCAGAGCUAAGGAGCUAAGUUACUGCCAAAAUGUGCAAAGGACUUGCAGCUUUGCCUCAAUCAUGCCUGGAAAGGGCCAAGGAGAUAAAGAUCAAAUUGGGAAUCCUCCUUCAGAAGCCAGACGCGGCCACUGACCUUGUCAUUCCAUAUAAUGAGAAGCCAGAGAAACCAGCCAAGACCCAGAAACCCUCCCCAGAAGAGGCUCUGCAGUGGCGUGACUCCCUGGACAAGCUCCUGCAAAACAACUAUGGACUUGCCAGCUUCAAAAGUUUCCUGAAGUCUGAAUUCAGUGAGGAGAAUCUUGAGUUCUGGAUUGCCUGUGAGGACUACAAGAAGAUCAAAUCCCCUGCCAAGAUGGCUGAGAAGGCAAAGAAAAUUUAUGAAGAAUUCAUCCAAACAGAGGCCCCUAAAGAGGUGAAUAUUGAUCACUUCACAAAGGAUAUCACAAUGAAGAACCUGGUGGAACCCUCUCUGAGCAGCUUUGAUGUGGCACAGAAGAGAAUCCACGCCCUGAUGGAAAAGGAUUCACUGCCUCGCUUUGUGCGCUCUGAGUUUUAUCAGGAGUUGCUCAAGUAGUCAUUUAACUGGGCUAUGAGGCUCAUCCUGUGAGUUUUUCCUUCCACAGUAACACCUGCAUUUCCAGCAACCUGCACAUCUUCCCAUAGCAGCUUUGCUCAAAUCACCCAAACAGGGCAAGUCCCAGGGGCCACAGCUUGUACUUUUUACCCGUUAGCCAUUGUCUGAAUCCCUCCUGCCCCCAGGUUUUUCUGCCCCAUUCUUCAUAAGCCCUACUCAAUUUCUUUUUGUCAAACCCAAUCAGAUCACAGAAAAAAUUGCCAAGAGCAAGAAAAAUUACCUCAAGAAUGUGAUAUCAUUGAACGUGUAUUCAUUUGGUUUGGAUUUCUAUUUAAAUUGGCCUGUAAAAGAACAGAUAUAUGUGGGAAAACUAAUUUCUCAUGAGCUUAGUUGAUUUCACUCAUUUUAAUUCGAAUCCAGUGUCAGUUCUCUAUUUCUGGACUUGGUAAGUACAAGGUGUGAGAUUUUGAGGCAGCCACAAUUUUCCUUUUUAAGCAAGCACAUUGCUGUCCAUUUCAGUGGUCUCCUACCUAUCAUCAGAGGACUGUACACUAAGGUGUUUAAUAAUCUUAUGAUGCCAUCUGGUUUAGUAAAUGAUGAUUAUCUUCAAAAUAUCCGGUGAUUGUUAGAAACAUUAAUAUGAUUACAUCUUGAGGCCUUCAAAGUGAGAUAGGGCUUUAAGGUGUUCUGCAUUUUGCAAAAUAAUUUAGCCUUUUUGCAGUCCAUCUUUCCUUCCUAUUUUGCUCCCUGCAUUAAUGAGUUUAAUUAGGAUUGAAGUAUCCAUUUACAGCCAUUUAUGCCCAUGCACAGCGAUUGCUAGACCAAGUAUAUUUUUAGUAGAUUUAAGCUUUUAAUUCCAUAUCUCAUUAUAAGCCUUGCUAGAACUUUUAAUAAUCUCUAGUAGAUUUGAUUCAGUAAUGAUUAUAUAACUUAGUGAUAGAGAAUGAAAGCAAACAUGCAUGAGACUAAUGCAUUCAUUUAAAAAAUAUUUUCUAAAGAAUUAAUAAAAUUCUACAAUGUUUAAGUAGAGGCGCACAUUGUUCAGUCUUGUAUUUCCUCCUUUUGUCUCCCCUUUUCAUUCACACACCACUAGUGGCACAUGUUUGUAGUCCACUUACUCAGUUACUUCAUAAGAAUAUUGAAAGCAAAGCAGCUAUAUUAUUCUGUUCUUUCCAUAAACACUUCACUGAGUUUGUUGAGUAUUCUUUUGUUUGGUAAUUACAAGGAAUAAUAGGCCCUUCCUGAACACUUGCCAUUUCAUGUUUUGAAAAUGGUUGGAGUAAUCUGGUCUAUAGCCUACAAUUGCUAGUGUGGUAUGAGCUCAUUCAUAUUUGUCAGUAUCACUCCCUUUAAAGAAAGACCUUUAUCAAGCAGUUGACAGCUAGUCCAGAUCAGCAAAUGAAGUUGUGUACAGUGACUGCCAUUCAGUAAGAAAUUUCUGGAACCACCUUUCUCGGUGGGUAUCUACACUGCCCCGUCAAUGUAAAAUGGUCGGUACUUACUUCACUUUGUCAUUCACUUUCUAAAGCAGCUAGAAAAUUGAAGGGCCCAAGAAACUAGGUGGGUGGUAUUUUUCAUGAAUACCUAAAUAAUUUUUUAAAUUUAAUGAAAAAAAUUUAUUCACAUUAUUUGAAAUAGCCAAGUGUGUAAAAAUGUCUGGAGUACUAAGUAGGACUCACUUAGAUCGUUGAUGUUAAAAAAUUCUAACUGACUGUAUUACAGACUGCCUGCACACCCUGUGGUUGUGGGUAGACUUAGCAGUGGGAGGUAAGAAAGGCCUUCAUCAUUGUAUGAGCUACCAAGGAGGCUGUAGGCAGGAAAAGCACAAGGACAAUGCUACAAAGGCUAUUAGAAAUGAAAAGUUCCACCAAAAAGUAGUAUCUUUUAUAUAUAUAUGGCAUUGCACAGACACACAC
Condylura cristata (star-nosed mole) is the source of this 2541-nucleotide messenger RNA. It is a transcript of the gene RGS5, whose product is annotated as regulator of G-protein signaling 5. NCBI's taxonomy places the organism in Eukaryota, Metazoa, Chordata, Mammalia, Eulipotyphla, Talpidae. The transcript is spliced from 5 exons. The coding region runs from base 80 to 625 and encodes 181 amino acids. The record is from RefSeq and is a predicted model, not a curated record.